AUGCAGUACCAAGAGCUUUUCAGCGUCGCGCAGGCCCUUUCGGGUCCUGGAAGCACCAAGAUGCUGUACUGCAUCAAUCUCAUCCACGGCGGAGUCCUCGAGGCUAUCUUUGCCUUUCUUAUCUGGAGCUUGCCUGGUUGCUUUGGUAUGUUUGGCCUCUCAAUUGGCGUCUCCAACAUCGGCGACACUCUCCCUCGCGCGGUAUACGCCCUUCUAUCGGGCUUGAACGCUGCAACCGUUGGGAUCAUCGCCUUAGCAGCGGUUGAACUCUCGGACAAGGCAAUCACGGAUCAGCCGACGAGACUUGUCCUGUCGAUCACUGCAGCUGCUGGAAUGUUGUAUAAUGCUCUUUGGUACUUCCCUGCACUCAUUGUUGUGGGUGGAUGUUGCAUCGUUAUUUUCGACUACCGUUGGCUGCAUCGCCCGGUUCGAGCUGUGAGGAACGCCGUUCUUCGCGUGAGAAGAGGGAGACCCUCUGAAAAUGAGAACAUCCAAGGAGCUGAGACCGGAACGGACAACGCGAAUGGUUCAACUAUUGCUCUUCGCGAGGAGGUACCAACCGAGCAGAGAGAUGAGGAGCCAAGAGUCGUGCCCCAGGAAUAUCGCCUCAACUUCUCAUGGAAAUCCGGCAGCGCAAUCUUUGCAGUGUUCCUCGUCAGCUUCAUCAUUGUCAUCGCCCUACGAGCUACACUGACCGACGCACCCCUCCUCUACAAGCUCUUUGCGAACUUGUAUCUCGCUGGUACCAUCAUCUUCGGAGGCGGCCCCGUGGUUAUCCCACUGCUUCGCGAGUACAUCGUCGCUGAGGGUUGGGUUACACCGCGCGACUUCCUCAUCGGUCUAGCUAUAGCCCAAGCUUUCCCAGGGCCAAACUUCAACUUCGCUGUGUUCCUCGGUGGUCUUACAGCUGCGAACAAUGGAUACCCUGCUAUCGCAGGAGCGCUGAUCGCCUACCUCGGUAUCUUUGUCCCAGGAAUGGUUCUCGUCCAUGGAACGAUGGGUGUAUGGGGAGUUCUGAGGAGUCGUCGCUGGGUCAAGUCGGCUGUGCGAGGGAUUAAUGCUGGCGCUGUUGGGUUGAUCUACACGGCUGUCUAUAGGAUUUGGCAGGUUGGAUAUAUAGACCAGGGUUUCCAGUCUGGAAAGAGUCUUGCUGAUGAUCCUUGGUGGGUUGUUGUCACUGCAACGGCUUUUGUUGGAGGACGGUAUUUUGGUGUCUCACCGCCAUUGGCGAUUUUGCUUGGUGCUUCGUUGGGGUUGCUGAGGUAUGGCAUUGUUACAGCGUGA
This is a messenger RNA of Fusarium musae, 1284 nucleotides long. RefSeq lists its product as uncharacterized. The record is from RefSeq and is a predicted model, not a curated record. Bases 1 to 1284 code for a protein of 427 amino acids. Gene Ontology annotation, biological process: chromate transport. Gene Ontology annotation, molecular function: chromate transmembrane transporter activity. Lineage: Eukaryota; Fungi; Ascomycota; Sordariomycetes; Hypocreales; Nectriaceae. The transcript is spliced from 2 exons.